Molecule: messenger RNA, 4172 nt
Organism: Owenia fusiformis
Lineage: Eukaryota; Metazoa; Annelida; Polychaeta; Sabellida; Oweniidae
Source: the annotation of a GenBank genome assembly
GGUCAUGACGUCAUCUUAAGUUUCUUGAUAUCAGAAACAAGUCCAAAAUUCUACUCAAAUAAGGCAAAUAAAUCAUACUUUUAGACGUUUAAACAGCGUUUGGAUGUCAUAUUUGGAGAGAUGACGAGAAGUAACCUACUAGAGGACUAGAAUAUAAAUGAAGUAACACCCAAGGAUUGAUUCAGUUCAAGUGCAAAAUUGCAAUGUGAAGAAAUAGGACAUCAACAUUAGGGCACAAUGAAAGUCACAUCUAUUGCUGUAUUCCUUCUGUAUGUCUGCAGUAUGGUUGCCAUUCUGUCUUGCUUACAAGGUGUCCAUGGAGAUCUAUGUACAGAUUAUGAUGAGAAAGAAUUGACAGCUGCCCUGCAUAUGAAAGUCACCCCUAAAGGAGGCAUGUACGCAGGAAAAUACAGCAAAGUUCCAGAUGCCCAUGACUUAACACAAUGUGUAAAAAGCUGCUGUGGAAGUCGAACUUGUAAUACUGUUUUUCUCCAUGAUGAAACAUGUUUCCUCAUUGCCUGUAACACCACAAACCCAGAGGCAUGUAGCCCGAUGGAACGAACUGAGGAUAGAUUCUCAGGCAGUUUUAUGGUGGAACUUAGGACCAUAGAUGAGACUAACCCCGUAGUGCACACGCCAAACUAUGCUGUCAAAGAGGACUGUGAUCCAGAUGCAGAUGUGAUAGGAUGUGACAUCAAUGAGGUCUGCAAACUUCAGCUGACAACAUCUGUGAUUGGAUAUGUCUGUGUAUGCAAGGAGGGGUAUGCUGUUGAUCAGAUGACAGGUGCAUGUUCUAGAGAAUUACCUCAGAAGCGCCCCAGUGAUAUGACAUGUGAGAUAGGGAUCAUAGAGGACUGUUUACAAUAUGAGGAAUGCAUGCCUACCAGUCUCAGGAAAAGAACUGGCUUCUGUGAAUGUAUUGAGGACUAUCAUCGUGAUAAAGAUACAGGUUUUUGUGGAAAAGAGUCAGAAACCAGAGAGCAGAUGGAGGGAUCUAUUCAAGAAGCUUCAAUGGAUUUGCCUACCAAGAAGAAAACAGACAUCCAAGACAGAACUUUAACAACACCAACAACAACAAGAACAACAGCAGACAAAGAAAAAACAACAACAACCAAGAAACCAAGUGUAACUGAUCAAGUUACGGAAGUAUUAACGGAGAAGAUUGCACUUGAAAAUAUGACUGCAUCUACCGAAGGUAGUCUCACAAAUGAGUCUAGUACUUCUACCACCGUGCAUAGUGCUUCUAUGAUUGUGACCAGUACCUCUACAAGCUUGCCAAGCUCAUCUAGUGUUAUAAUUACUACAUCACCUACAGCUGUACCCAAGCAUUCUACAACAUCUACAUCUACAACUGAUCCAAAGCAGCCUACCUCAGCAACUGCAACACCUGAAGUUGAGGCAUUAGUCGUGUCUGCAGGGGAAGAUAAAGAGAUCCAGUUGCCCACCAACGACAUCACACUCUCAGCUUAUGUCAUAUCUAAGUCUGAUACUGAGGCUGAUACAGAGAAGUACAAGUAUGAGUGGUCCAUCAUAAGUCACCCAGAUAGUAGUGAAAUAGGGAAUAUGGUGGGACAGAACUCUGCAACCCUUCAGCUAAAGAAUUUGAUAGCUGGCCUGUACCAGUUGAAAGUUAGUGUCUCUGCACAAGACAAGUUUGGGGAUGCUACAGUAAAUGUAACAGUGAAACCACCUGCCAGGAUCAACAAGCCUCCAGCUGCUGUAGCUAAGCCUGCCUUCCAAGAAGUAAAGCUUCCCAAUGAUGCAGUCAUUGAUGGCUCAGAGUCAACUGAUGAUGAUGGUGUCACCACCUAUCUGUGGGAGGAGGUAGAAGGGCCUAUAAGGGAGGACAAGAUCAGUUCCAAUAAACCUAUGCUAGUCAUGAAAGACCUGAAGCCUGGCAAUUAUAAAUUCAAACUUACAGUCACUGACACAGAUGGCGCCUCCAACUCAACAGUCGCUGAACUAACUGUAAUUAAGGAGACUGACUAUCCCCCCAAAGCUAAUGCUGGAUCCAAUGUAAUCAUCAGCCUUCCCCAUAACAAGGUCACUCUCUAUGGUAAUGCAUCUACAGAUGAUAAAGGCAUUGCAACCUAUGAGUGGAUCACCAAAAGUGAUGAUGAUUUAACUGCUGAUAUAACUGGAGUGAGAACACCAUUCCUUCACCUGUCCAACCUGCAGGUUGGGGACUACACCUUCACUCUCAAGGUGACCGACACAGCAGGACAAACUUCAACUGCUGAUGUCACUGUGUUUGUUAAACCAGAGAAAAAUGUAAAGCCCUUUGCCGACGCUGGUCAAGACCAGACGAUUUUAUUACCAUUAACAUCUGCAGUUUUGGAUGGCUCGAAUAGCUCUGAUCAGUCCAGUAUUUCUAGAUAUAUUUGGAAGCAGAAAAGUGGUCCCAAGGGUGCCACAUUAGAGAAUGCAGAUAGGGAGACAGCCAGCGUGUCUGACCUGGUUGAGGGGAUCUAUGAAUUCACCCUGACAGUCUUUGAUGAGGAGGACCUCCAGGACACUGAUACUGUCAAAAUCACAGUCAAACCAGAUAUUAACAAACCACCUGUGGCAGUUGCGGGUUCAGAUCAGCGAGUGUCCAUGAGCCAGAAGCUUGUAGCUAUAGAUGGUAGGGCUUCCAAUGAUGACAAGGGCAUUGUUUCCUAUAAGUGGACCAGGGAUGACAACAGUUUAGCUGCUGGGGACGUUCUAAACAAUUCUGAUAGUCAAGCAGUGUUACAACUGGCCAACUUGGUGGAAGGUCGUUACAUCUUUACUCUUACUGUAGCUGAUAUAGAGGGCCAGGAGGACUCUGACUCAGCCUCUGUUAUUGUCAACCAUGAUGAUAAUUCUGAUAACCUGAUUGAGAUUCAGCUAGAGAGCAACAUUAAAGUAUUUUCAGAGGCAAAUAAAAAAACACUAGCAGACCAGCUUGCCCUACUGAUCCAUUCUGCUAAACCUGAGGGAGAUGUGCAGGUCAGAAUACAACAUCUUGGCCAAGAUGAACACACAGGGAGAUUAACUGUAAAAUUCUAUGUAGUUACACAUUUAAAAAAUGUAGAUAUUUACCACAAUGGUGUAGAGGCUGUAAAAGUUCUAAAAAGAAAGUUGAAAUCUAAUGGGAAUGUGUUAGAUUUUAAUGUGCAGUCUGUAGAUACUGUAGUGUGCCAGAAUAAUUGUUCUGGCCAUGGGCACUGUGAUCAGUUCACCAAGUCCUGUGUAUGUGAGGCCUUUUGGAUGGAGAACUUUAUUAAAGCACAACUAGAAGAAAGCAACUGUGAUUGGAGUAUUUUAUAUGUAAUUAUUGUGUCAUUUAUAAGUGUGAUAACAUUUGCUGGAGUUGUAUGGGGUGCAAUCUGUCUCUUUAAAAGAUGUAAGCUAAAGCCAAGCAGGAGAAAACAUCGGUAUAAACUACUAGAUGAAUAUAGUGAUAGGGAAAAUAUACAAAUGGUUCCUAAAAAUAACAACUACAGAAAGCGAAGAAAAUCUCGCAAAGCCAAUAGUUCAGGUGACAACAGUGAAACCACACGUCUCACUACAUCCUCAACAUGCAUGAUGAACGGAUCAGUGGAGGGACGAGUGGCUCAUGACAGACUUAACCCGAGUAUUCUCGAUGAGUCAGAGCAUGAUCUCCUAAGUGACAUUGAUGGCCAGAAAUCUGCAACUGAAGAGUCCUGGUUUAUUAAUGUUAAACCACCUCCGAGGUGGUAGAUCACAGAUAUGUUAAACCUCCCUUUAAUUGGUGGAUAACUUGUUAAUCAAAAUAAUUUAGAAAUCACAAUAUGAUUUAAUUUGUUAAACUUGUUCAAAUGGGUGAAUCCCAUUUGUAUUAUUGAACCUUACUUAAGGUGGUGACUGGAGAUGAUUUAUUAAUAAAAAAACCUCAAGGUUGUUAAUCACUCAAUGAUAUGUUAUUAUUAAACCGCACAUAAGGUGAUAACCACAAUGUCAAACUCCCAUCGAGGAGGAAGGCUUAGGCAUAGUUUAAACAGGGUUUUUGUUGAUUUGUCAGAAUCUUUUAGUAUUGUCCAAAUUUUGAGAUUAUCCUGCAAAUGGUAAACUAAGUCAACUUGAUGUGUCUGUCUACAUCCACAACAUUUUUAUAUGAAGCUGUAUAGCUUUAUAGAAUUAAGUAUAUUUUUAUCCCAUCGAAAGAAGUUCGGAGGGAUACAGGGAAC